Messenger RNA from Bombina bombina (fire-bellied toad), 2205 nucleotides. It is a transcript of the gene KLHL3, whose product is annotated as kelch like family member 3. Lineage: Eukaryota; Metazoa; Chordata; Amphibia; Anura; Bombinatoridae. Gene Ontology annotation, molecular function: protein binding. The transcript is spliced from 15 exons. The record is from RefSeq and is a predicted model, not a curated record. Bases 1 to 1782 code for a protein of 593 amino acids.
AUGAUUUCAAAGAGACCAUCAUCUUCUGAGGAACCUGAAGAUAUGGAGAAAGAACAACCUUUAUUAACAGUUAAUCCUGAACACACGGGAAAGGCGUUCAAGGUCAUGAAUGAAUUACGGAGUAAGAAGAUGCUGUGUGAUGUGAUUAUUAUGGCAGAAGACGUAGAGAUUAAUGCACAUCGUGUUGUGCUAGCUGCCUGCAGUUCAUAUUUCUAUGCAAUGUUUACAGUGGAAAUGACUGAAAGUAAAGCUAAAAAGAUUGAGAUUAAAGAUGUUGAUGGUGAGACUCUGGGAAAGCUUAUUGAGUACAUGUAUACUGCAGAAAUAGCGAUUACAGAAGAAAAUGUGCAGGUUCUCUUGCCAGCUGCAAGCUUGUUGCAGUUGAUGGAUGUGAGGGAAAACUGCUGCGACUUUCUUCAGUCACAGCUCCAUCCCACAAAUUGUCUUGGUAUAAGGGCUUUUGCUGAUGUGCACGCAUGUACAGAGCUUCUAAAUCAGGCCAAUUCAUAUGCAGAGCAGCAUUUUCCAGAAGUCAUGUUAGGAGAUGAAUUUCUUAAUCUGAGUUUGGAUGAAGUCUGUACUUUAAUUUCUAGUGACAAACUCACAGUUUCUUCUGAAGAAAAGGUUUUUGAAGCUGUAAUUUCCUGGAUAAAACAUAAAAAAGAAACUCGCUUUGAACAUAUGGCAAAGUUAAUGGAACAUGUUCGUUUUCCCCUUUUGCCCAGGGAAUAUCUUGUGCAGACAGUUGAAGAAGAAGCACUGAUAAAAAAUAAUAAUACUUGCAAAGACCUUCUUAUUGAAGCUAUGAAGUAUCAUUUACUUCCAAUAGAACAGCGGCAGAUAAUGAAGAACCCCAGAACAAAGCCAAGGACUCCCGUUUGUUUGCCAAAGGUGAUGAUUGUAGUUGGAGGGCAAGCCCCUAAAGCUAUACCUAGUGUUGAAUGUUAUGAUUUUGAAGAGGAUCGAUGGGAACAAAUAGCCGAACUCCCUUCUAGGAGAUGCAGAGCAGGGGUUGUGUACAUGGCAGGCAAGGUGUAUGCCGUAGGGGGGUUUAAUGGCUCUUUAAGAGUACGUACUGUAGACGUAUAUGAUGGGGUAAAGAACCACUGGACAUCGACCGCCAGUAUGCAGGAGCGGAGAAGCACUCUGGGAGCUGCUGUUUUAAAUGAUCUUCUCUAUGCUGUUGGUGGAUUUGAUGGAAGUACAGGCCUAGCUUCCGUGGAGACAUAUAGUUAUAAAACCAAUGAAUGGUUUUUUGUAGCCCCCAUGAACACUAGAAGAAGCAGUGUUGGAGUAGGUGUGGUGAAUGGCAAGCUAUAUGCGGUUGGUGGUUAUGAUGGAGCAUCACGCCAAUGCUUGAGUACUGUAGAAGAGUAUAACCCAGAAGAAAAUGAGUGGACAUAUGCAGCUGAUAUGAGCACCCGGCGUAGUGGAGCAGGAGUGGGUGUUCUUAAUGGCAAACUGUAUGCUGCUGGUGGACACGAUGGACCAUUAGUCAGAAAGAGUGUGGAGGUUUAUGAUCCAGGAACAAAUUUAUGGAAGCAAGUAUCAGACAUGAACAUGUGCAGGAGGAAUGCAGGUGUAUGUGCCGUAAAUCAACUUCUGUACGUGGUUGGUGGAGAUGAUGGUUCGUGCAAUCUGGCUUCAAUAGAAUAUUAUAAUCCUAUUACUGACAAGUGGACUAUUCUUCCAACAAACAUGAGCACUGGAAGAAGUUAUGCAGGUGUUGCAGUGAUCAAUAAACCAAUAAGAGAAAACUCCAGACAAGAAGUGUUUAAGUGAAAAGAAAACUGAGCCUUAGGCAGAUGAACACAGGACUGUAUCUGCACAGCAUUUGUAAUCAUUCAAACCUACCAGUACAUAAGCUGUAUUACUAUAAAAUAUAAGUCUUUAUUUCUGUCACAAAGGCAUAUCGAUCAGGAAAAACAAAUUUGUGCACUAAACGUUUCCUAGUGAAAACCUUUUCUCUACUGAUGAUUGUACUGUAUUAGAUUUGCUGCAACUGUGUAUAUUACUUAUUGUAAGAUAUUUGUAAUUUUGCUAUAUACUUGUGUUCUUUUAAAUUAUCAAUUUAUGUACUUGGUGAUUUCUGAUAAAUAAUGGCUUGCAAUGUUUAUUUGCCACAAAUAUUUAUUAAUUUAUAACAAAUGGAAAAUUAUUUUUAUUUCAUAAUAUAUACAUUUCUAUGAUUAAAUAUUGACAAUA